GUCGAAAUGCAUGCAUGCUCAACCGAAAUGUUCUAUCUCAAUAUCCUGAGGUGCCCCCAAACUGUUUUGCACGUUUUUUUGGCACAAUAUGAUACAUUUUCUUUCAAUCCCGGGCCAGCGAACGCCGAAAUAUGAAGGACACUCCUGUUUAUUGAAUCCGUUCUUCUGAAUUGGUCGCUUAGAGCUCGAAGAAUCACACUAGCGGUUCAACUAUCUGAUCAAUAGAGCUACCGAAUAAUCUACAACCCUUUGUCGCACGGCACAUCGGAACAAUUUCCCCUGAAGACUGCGCAGACCAUCGUUCGCGGUAGCAAGUCUCGGAAGUUAGACUUGCCCCUCGAAAACACUGGGUGACUGCCUAUUCAAGAACCCACUCGUUGUACAUGUUCAAAGGGCGUACGAGUCGGGUGUGAUUGAGAGAAAUCGUAGAAGAUGACUGCAGGCUUUGCUGCCGAACGUUGAACGUUGAGCCCCCAAAUGGGAAGGAUUCCGGUCUAUGAUAUCUCUUGAGACAGCCGCACAACUCACGCACACUCAGGUUUUUUUGCCUUAGGAGAUUGGGAAAAGGAGCCAAAAUGCGAUUAUAAAAAGCGCCGCGAAACCUGGAAAUUUCCUCAGCGAUUGCAUCGUUCUCCAUUCGCCUCUCUUAUUUGCGUUACAAGGCUGAGCCUUUGUCGAUCUCCACCCAACUCUUUUACCAUCAAGCUCAACAGCUUUUCAUUCGUUAUCCAUGGCCAAGUUCACGUUACUCCUCACUCUCCUCUCCGUUAACCUUGCCUCUGCCUUCUACGUCCCUCGUGCAGCUCCCGGUACCCAAUUCAUCACCGGUCCAUGCAGCGUCGACGCUGAAUGUGCAUCUGGUUGUUGUGCUUUCAACACCGGUAAAUGCGCCGGUGCUGUCAUCGCUCUCACUCGUGAUGGUGGAUGCGGUCACGGAAACGGUCAAUCCAACAGUAGAGCUGCUGGUGUCCUUCGGGGCAACUGCCCCGGUACCUCUGUCAAACGUGAUGUUGACGAAGCAGUCGCAAUCUCGCCUAGGACACCUCUCUCCCCGGAUGCAGCUGGUGUUGUUCAUAUCGGAAAUGGUCGGGGAGAGCAGUUCAUCACUGGGCAAUGUUUAUCGAACGCCGAUUGUGCUUCGGGAUGUUGCGCUACGCUCGGUGAGAUUGACAUCUGCUCCGGCCCUGCUGUCGCCAACGAACAAGGCAAGUCCGGCUGUGGUUUCAGCGGAAGUGGUACACCUCCCGCUACGAACAAAGCUGUCAACCCGGAAAGCCAGAACAACCAAGAAGAGACUUCAUCACCUCCUCCCUCUGCACCUUUCGAUGGACCUGCUACAGCUGGAAAUGCCGGUAUUGGUGCCAACUGCGGUCGUGACUCCGACUGCACGACUGCAUGCUGCGGAUUUAACACUGGAAAAUGCGCGCUCGCUAAAUUUGCUCCUGGGAGUGAUGGCGGAUGUGGUAGGGGUGAGGGUGCGCCUAAUAACAAGGCUGCGAAUGUCAUCAAUGGCAAUGCACCCAUUUGUUAG
Marasmius oreades (fairy-ring Marasmius) is the source of this 1531-nucleotide messenger RNA. RefSeq lists its product as uncharacterized. The transcript is spliced from 7 exons. Lineage: Eukaryota; Fungi; Basidiomycota; Agaricomycetes; Agaricales; Marasmiaceae. The coding region runs from base 731 to 1531 and encodes 266 amino acids. The record is from RefSeq and is a predicted model, not a curated record.